This is a messenger RNA of Bursaphelenchus xylophilus (pine wood nematode), 722 nucleotides long. NCBI's taxonomy places the organism in Eukaryota, Metazoa, Nematoda, Chromadorea, Rhabditida, Aphelenchoididae. The record is from the annotation of a GenBank genome assembly.
AUGAGCGCCGUUGCGAAGAAAAACAGCCCAAAGAUAUCGCUGAAAGUGAGUAAUUCAAGUCGUAUUUUGUAUGAGACUUCCAUUUAUUUUAUUGUAUAAGUUUUUAGAAAAAUUCGACCGAUUUUUAGAUAGAAUUUUGAGAUUUUUCGAUCCGGAAUUUUUUGAAAAAUCCGUAUUUUAAGAAUAAAUUUAAGGUAAAAUACGCCUGAUAUACGUUUCAUUGGUAUUGCUGAAGCCUUUUUUCACUAUUUCUCAAGAUUUUAUGAAUAAAAAUUUGCAAAACAUACUCCAAAAAUUAUCGUAUUUUAGCCAAAAUUAGAGUAAAAUACGUCAAGUGUGCCCUUUGGAUCAUUUUGAAAUGUCGUAAAAUUAAUUUUAAAUAGAUUUUCAACAACUUUUUUAUCCAUUUUUCAAUAAUUUUACUAUUUUUUCAUCAAAAAAUAAAAAAAAAAUUUCAGUUUUUGGACAUUGACUCCGAAAAGGCUGAAUUCGCUCAAAAAGUGGUCGCCCAAUUCCUCGACUCCCUCGCUGACUCCAAAUUCAACACCCCCGCGCUGGCCAAGGCCCUGAAACAGGCGUUCGAUCAGCGUUACGGGCCGGCCUGGCAUUGUGCGGUCGGAAGUUCGUUCGGCUCUUCGGUGGCUCAUGAGGAAAACCACUUCAUCUUUUUUCAUGUCGACAAUUUCGCGGUUUUGUUGUUCAAAAGUGGCAAUAAUGCGUAG